This is a messenger RNA of Talpa occidentalis (Iberian mole), 4267 nucleotides long. It is a transcript of the gene XK, whose product is annotated as X-linked Kx blood group antigen, Kell and VPS13A binding protein. The coding region runs from base 22 to 1356 and encodes 444 amino acids. The transcript is spliced from 3 exons. Gene Ontology annotation, cellular component: membrane. NCBI's taxonomy places the organism in Eukaryota, Metazoa, Chordata, Mammalia, Eulipotyphla, Talpidae. The record is from RefSeq and is a predicted model, not a curated record.
UGCGCGCCGCUGACGGCGGAGAUGAAAUUCCCGUGCUCGGUUCUGGCGUCCGUGUUCCUGUUCGUGGCCGAGACGUCGGUGGCGCUGUACCUGAGCAGCACCUACCGCUCGGGCGGGGAUGGCAUGUGGCAGGCGCUGACGCUGCUCUUCUCGCUGCUGCCCUGCGCGCUCGUGCAGCUCACGCUGCUCUUCGUGCACCGCGACUUCAGCCGCGACCGACCGCUGGUGCUGCUGCUGCAUCUGCUGCAGCUCGGGCCGCUCUUCAGGUGUUUUGAAGUCUUCUGCAUCUACUUUCAGUCAGGCAGCAGCGAAGAGCCUUAUGUCAGUAUCACCAAGAGGCGUCAAAUACCCAAAAAUGGCCUCUCAGAGGAGGUUGAGAAGGAGGUGGGCCAGGCAGAGGGCAAGCUGUUUGCCCAUCGAUCUGCAUUCAGUCGAGCAUCAGUGAUCCAGGCUUUCCUGGGCUCAGCCCCCCAGCUGACCCUGCAGCUGUAUAUAAGCGUCUUGCAGCAGGAUGUCACCAUCGGAAGAUGUCUCUUCAUGUUCAUAUCCCUGUUGUCCAUUGUAUACGGAGCUUUGCGCUGUAACAUCCUGGCCAUCAAGAUCAAGUAUGAUGAAUACGAAGUCAAAGUGAAGCCUCUGGCCUAUGUCUGUAUCUUCCUCUGGAGGAGCUUUGAGAUUGCCACUCGAGUCGUGGUCCUGGUCCUCUUUACCUCCGUCCUGAAGGCCUGGGUGGUGAUGGUCAUACUCAUCAACUUCUUCAGCUUCUUCUUGUACCCCUGGAUCCUUUUCUGGUGCAGUGGCUCUCCGUUCCCUGAAAACAUUGAGAAAGCCCUCAGUCGGGUGGGCACCACCAUUGUGCUCUGCUUCCUCACCUUACUCUAUUGCGGCAUCAACAUGUUCUGCUGGUCAGCUGUGCAGCUAAAAAUCAACAACCCCGACCUCAUUAGCAAGUCCCAGAACUGGUACCGGCUCCUGGUAUACUACAUGCUGAGAUUCAUUGAGAACGCCUUCCUCCUGCUAUUGUGGUAUCUCUACAAGACUGACAUCUACAUGUAUGUGUGUGCGCCUCUGUUGAUUCUGCAGUUGCUAGUUGCGUACUGCAUAGCUGUUCUAUUCAUGCUUGUGUUCUAUCAAUUCUUCCAUCCUUGCAAAAAGCUCUUUUCCACCAGUGUUUCUGAAGGUUUUCAGCAGUGGCUAAAGUGUAUUUGCUGUUUCCCCAGGCGGCAGAGACCCCGUGAGUCUAUAGCAAAGACAGAUGUGAGACUAGCAGGAGUCAGCGAUGAGAUACCUUCUAGCAGUAAAGUAACCUCUGUGAUCAACCAGACCGGGUAUACUGAGGAGUUCUACUCUGCUUAAUAGGACUUGAGUUUCUUGGGACACUGACAUUGUUUUCUGGGUUGAUUUCUGUUCUUCACACAAGUGAUGAGUCCUGCACAGUUAACAAAGCAGGAUAUUCAUCUCACCUCCUUGUGGUUCACUUCCCUUUAGAGAGUUCUUGCUUGGGCAUGUGGGCACUAUGGAAGAAGCUAGGGAGACCCUGUAGUGUUGGAGGCUCAGCGUAAGGCACUACCAUUCAUACUUGACCAUAUUCUCCCAGGCUAACUGACCUUUUCACUGCCAUGAUGUCUGAGUUAGACUGGUUAGAUCCAUCAGGUAGAGUGAUGAAAGGGACUUUCGUUUUUCUGGUUUUCUAGACUACUUGUCUAGGUUGCCUAAUGUUUAUUAUCUCUGAGCAUACUUAUCACCCAAGAGCUGUCCUGAUGACCAGAGAAGGUCCCUGGAGUUUUGCUAUCAGCAACAUCAUUUCUGUCAGAGUUUUCAGAAAGAGCUGUUCAAGUUUGGGUUUUAAUAGAUAGAUGUUCCAUUAUUAUCUCAUUAGGGUUCUUUGUACAUAACCAACUGUAGCCACCUUGGACUGAUGUCUAAAUGAUUCAAAAGUCUAGAUUUAGAGACUUUAUUCCUAAGAAUAAAUGGAUACAAAAUUGAAUUGUAAACAUGGUUAUGGAAGCCCUAGAAUUUUAGGAAAGUUGUUUCCUUCCCACAUGUGGAAGAAAUUCUGGAUCAAGGGAGUUAUUAAAAUAUCUAAAUGUUGUAGGCUUUUAUAAGCAGGAUUCUUACCUUCUCUGGAUGGUAAAAGAUGUGAAUCUACUAGACGGUAGUCUUAAACUUCUUCAAAGUUCAGUAUUGCCCAUUAAUUCCAGGAAACUUCUAGUAGAAUUUUCUAGGGUUUGCCUUCUUAAAAAGGAAUGUACUAAAAUUCAUAGUCUUCACACACUCUCUUCCUUUCCUGUCAGGAAUUUUUUGUUCUAGAAAAUGUCACAGAAAUCUCUCACUUAGCUCAGGUAUAUAGGCCAUUUUAAUUUCUAUUAUUUGAAAGAAAAGGGUUUACUUCCCUCUGCUCCCCACCCCAGUUAGAUAUUAACUUUAGAAACUUCCAUAUUAUAGAAAGAGAUGAAAUGACCACAGGACUUUUGUCUUUAUCCAAAUGCAUUUAGUUUGGCGUGAUUGUGAGCUACUUUGAACAAGAUUUCCAAUUUAUCCUUCUGCACUCUCCCCUCUUCAAUAUAAUAUCUUUUUGUCUAAACCUUAUUUAUUUCAUAAAGGGAUUGUGUACCAUAUCCUCAAUUAUCUCGGGAAAAUGCCUGGAUCCAGUGACAUUAUUUCUACUAUUAAAACCUUUGUAGUGAAAUAUCUGGAAACAGGUGAGCUGGCACUGACUAGGCUGGACAUUGCAGGUCAGUCAGGGUUGACAGUUAGCGGAUUCUAAUGACUAAACUUUCCAACCUGUCCAGUUUCCAACAACCAGUCUAUCAGGGAACAGAUUAAAAAUGGUAAGUUUGAGUAAAUUUGUGGUAAGAAUUAGACAGGAGGAGAUACUGGUAUUUAAUAGCCUUCAUUUGAGGCCUGUCUUAAGAACCACUAUAAACUCUGAACCUUCAUUACUUUUUAAUGUAGAGGACAAGUAAGUAUCUUGAGUAACCUCAAACCAAGCUAGUAGUGACUGUCUGUGACAGUAUCCCAGCCCAAUUAUAAGCCACAUUUCUAAAGACAAAAAGAAUUGGUAACGAAAUUGUGCAUUUUGUCAUCUUUAACCCUUGAUACAAAAAUACUCCUGCUUUGGGGUCAUCCAUGUAUGUCCAUCCACUCUGGGGGAGAGAAGUCACUUUUUUUUUUCUGCAUGGUGAAAAUCUUAAGUCAUGGUGAACUGAAAAUUUUUGUUUUAAAAUGAUACCUUGAAAUGACAAAUUAGUUUAGACUGCUGAGCUAGGUUGCCCUGAAAACAAACAGCAAAUUCCCUUGUGUCUUGAGAGUUAAAAUGUAUUUUUCAGCUAUAAUUCUUAUUUUUAAAACCCGUAGUGCUUUGUGUUUCCUCUAAUUAGCUAUAGGCCAUAACUUGUCAUGCCAGCUGCUCCACCUGAAUCACUCAUUUGGCUGGAUGGAGAUGAAGUAUUCCUCAGAGUAUAUUGAAAUAGCAUCUUCAGACAUGUUUAGACUUUCUCUUCAGUGUAGACUGAUAUCUCCUUGUCCAGCCCUACAAGCUACUGAAUUGCCCGAUACCUCAGUUUCCUCACCCGCCAAAUUGGAUGAUAUACCUGCCCAACCUACCUCACAAAGUUGUCAGAAAGCUCUAUUUAAAUAAUAAGUGUGAAAAUGCUUUGAAAACAUUUGUAAAGUGCCAUGUAUAUUUAAGGUGUUGUUGUUAUAGUUAUUCAAAUCCAUAAACAGGUUAUGAUUACUUUACUGUUAGACAAGAAACAAGUAGUAUCAUCCACAUGAGUGUCUUGAGUCAAUAUGAUGGCCUUUGGCCUUGUGGAAGGGCAAGUGUACAUGGUCUUUACUCCGCUCUUGUCCCUUAUCAUCAGUUGUUUGCAAAAUUUAGCACCCAGACACGUAGCUCUUGAAGGAAAAAGACCCAUUGAAAUCUGGUAAAUUGUCUUUGAUGGCAAAUAAAUGUAUCACUUUUGUAUCGAUUGUCAUUCAUAACAUUCAAAGCAGCAACUUUUAUAUUGUGAUUUACAUCUGGAAAGUGAUCCUGCUAGACAUCAACUGAAUGUGGGCACAACCUUUUCAGCCUUGUAAAUGGGAAAAUAAACAUUAAAAUUGACUGUAAAAUAUAACAUUUCCUUGGAAACCACCUUAGAAUAUUAGUGCUGUGGUUAUGAGUGUGUCCAUACUUCUCAGACAAUAAAUUGUGGAUGUGAAGUUUUGUAGGCUGCUUCUUUGCAGUCAUGACUAAUAAAUAUUGUGUAUGUUUUCUCAUAUAAUA